Messenger RNA from Juglans regia (Persian walnut), 636 nucleotides. RefSeq lists its product as uncharacterized. The record is from RefSeq and is a predicted model, not a curated record. Lineage: Eukaryota; Viridiplantae; Streptophyta; Magnoliopsida; Fagales; Juglandaceae. The coding region runs from base 1 to 636 and encodes 211 amino acids. The transcript has 2 exons.
AUGGAGAAUACUCAAGUAGAUUGCUUGAAGAGACUUUCUGGUUAUGACAUACAAAAAACACUGAUUGAUAAAAGAUAUGGAGAAUCCUCAAUUUUGAGUGCCUCCUCUAUUUCAAGUCAAUUAUCUGCUAUUGAAACUUUGACUGAGAAUAAUUAUGUGAGAUGGAAACGAGACGUAGAAAUUGCUUUUGGUCUUUUGGGAUUGGAUUUUGUCCUAGAAGACCAACCUUCAAAACCUACUGAUAAGAGCAUUGCCGAAUAUGUGGCUGAAUAUCAAGAGUGGGAUAGGGCAAACAGACUUUGUCUAAAGAUUAUCAAGCGUUCUAUAUCAGAUUCCAUUAUGGGAGCUAUUCCAGACAAUGAUAAUGCUAAGCAAUUUUUGGGUGCCAUAGGACAAAGGUUUGUUGAAUCCAAUAAAGCUGAAACUGGAGACCUGAUGGAUAGACUGAUGAGUAUGAAAUAUGAUGGUUCUAGUGGAGUUAGGGAGUAUAUUAUGAAAAUGAUACAUAUAACCUCUAAGCUAGAAGCCCUCAAAAUUCUCAUUGCUGAACCUUUUCUGGUUUAUCAUGUUCUUAAUAGUCUUCCUAGCCAGUUUAAUCAGCUAAAGGUAGCUUACAAUGCUCAGCGAGAUAAAUGA